Molecule: messenger RNA, 1174 nt
Organism: Drosophila miranda
Lineage: Eukaryota; Metazoa; Arthropoda; Insecta; Diptera; Drosophilidae
Exons: 1
Coding region: 274-1152 (292 amino acids)
Source: RefSeq, a predicted model, not a curated record
UUAAUUAUCUUUAUCAUAUUUUCAUAUUCAGGGACACAAAUAAUAAAUUAAAACGCACCACGAUAUUUUUAUCUGAAGAGAUAAAGACUAGUCGUUAUUUAUUUUGAAUUUCAAAUUGCGAUUUAUCGAUAACCCGAUAUGCUUAGUGAUGGCCUGAAACAACAGCUGAAAAGCUCCCGCAGAGCUUUUUACUGUUGUGAAAUUCGCCGACAAAUUUGGUAAUAUAAACGAUCUCCGUUUCUUGUUCUAUUAUCAGAUAACAAGUAACAACAAAUGGCACUUGUCCAAACCUGCGCCAUCGACAACAAUUCCGAUGCCUGGCUGAUAUGGAUGUCUCGAGAGGCGAGCUCCAAAGGAGAAAAACUCAGCUUGGAUCCCCCGCGAAUCGUGGCAUUUCACUUCUUUGAUAAUCGACACAGAGAUGAUGUGAUUACCAAAAAAUGGGCGAAAUUAAUGGCCAAACUGGCCCAUGAAUAUGCCGGUCGGAUAAUGUUCGGGAUGCGGGACAUGAAAAGCAUCGGCAAUUGGCAUCCGAAUCUCAGACCGAAUGACUUUGGCGGUUAUCGGCCAGGUUUGCCGCCUCUUAUCUAUGGAGAGGAUAAGAAGCACAAUGUCUAUGAGAUGAACAGGUUGGUGAACUACAGGAAUAUGAAGGACUUUUGCGAGAAACUGCUGCAGGAUCAGCUCUUCCAGGCGGUUGUUCUGGCCCCCGUUGCCGAAUUGGAUUCACCUCCUCAAAAUUACUUUGACUUGGAAGAUCACAAGGACAGGGAUUACUUUGUGAUGUUGUACGAUCCUGCCUGCUACCACUGGCCCAUACAGUUGAAAAUGCUGCGGAAACUGUCCCGCCUGCUGGCCAACGAAACAACUAUCUCUGUGAUGAUCAUCAAUAAGUCGCACAACUAUUUGGGCGUGGUAUUCAACAAGUUUUCGAAGGCGGUCAACUGUCAUGGGGCCACAAUAUUCAGCACUUCACGUCUGGAUGGCUGCGACUUUAAGAUGCGCCCGAGACAGGACAGUACACGCGAAUAUCUGCGCUACAUUGCCCAGAGCAGACAGCCAGAGUUGUUGGGCUACGAUGCCAAUGGCGAGCCCAAAGCACCCGAGGCGGCAUUGGCUUACAUUGAAUGUCUAUUUGCUGAAAGCAGUUGACGGAUUACCAUUGCCAUAAAGU